Clonostachys rhizophaga is the source of this 2160-nucleotide messenger RNA. The record is from the annotation of a GenBank genome assembly. Lineage: Eukaryota; Fungi; Ascomycota; Sordariomycetes; Hypocreales; Bionectriaceae.
AUGGCCCCUCGCGGAUUCGAGGAUGAGGAGCUGACAAUAUCUCUCUCCUCUUCCCACGUGCGCCGACAGUUCCAGCCGCCGCCGCCGCCUCAACAAUCCGACAAUGGACCCGAGGAGCAGGUCCUAUCCCCUCGGCCCGGUGCCGCUGAGAUGCCGACUAGGAAGAAGACAGAACAGCGAAUCGGUGCUUAUAAGGUUGUGCGUACCUUGGGAGAAGGAUCUUUUGGGAAAGUCAAGCUUGCCAUUCAUCAUGGAACUGGACAGCAGGUCGCUCUUAAGAUCAUCGCAAGAAAGAAGCUGAUCAGCCGUGACAUGGCUGGCCGUGUCGAGCGGGAGAUCGAGUACCUCCAACUGCUGCGACAUCCACAUAUCAUCAAAUUAUACACUGUGAUUAAAACUCCCAACGAGAUCAUCAUGGUCCUUGAGUAUGCAGGCGGUGAGCUUUUCGACUACAUUGUUGCCCACGGGCGGAUGAAGGAAGCAGAAGCCCGCCGAUUUUUCCAACAAAUGCUGUGCGCAGUUGAAUACUGCCAUCGUCAUAAGAUCGUCCAUCGCGACCUUAAGCCAGAAAAUUUGCUUUUGGACGAGAAUCUCAAUGUCAAGAUUGCCGAUUUCGGUUUGAGCAACAUCAUGACAGACGGUAACUUUCUCAAGACAAGCUGUGGCAGCCCGAAUUAUGCUGCGCCAGAAGUUAUUGGCGGUAAGCUCUAUGCUGGCCCUGAAGUGGACGUAUGGAGCUGCGGUGUCAUUCUCUACGUCCUCCUGGUGGGCCGUCUGCCUUUCGACGAUGAACAUAUCCCUAGCCUGUUCGCCAAGAUCGCAAGAGGAACAUAUAGCAUUCCGCAAUGGAUGCCUACUGGCGCAGCCAACCUCAUCAAAAAGAUGCUUGUCGUGAAUCCGGUUCAGAGAGCUACGAUUGAUGAUAUUCGAGAGGACCCAUGGUUCCUGAAGGAUCUCCCUCCAUAUCUGGCGCCUCCAGCUGAAGAAUUUCUUCACACCGGAGUGGACCCUAACAAGGCUAUUGAAAAGAGCGACCUUGCGCCAAAUGCCCCCGAGAAGGUGCAAGAGAGGCUGCAUAAUGAAAUCACCGAAAAGAUUAGUAAAACGAUGGGUUACGGGAAAGGUGACGUUGAGGAAGCACUGCAGGCCGAGGAGCCCUCAGCUAUCAAGGAUGCCUACAUGAUUGUGAGAGAAAACAAACUUAUGCAGGUGAACCAACACCCAGAGAUCUUGCUCGCUGAGCCAGAGAGUGCCAGCCCAAUGAUGAGCCAAUCAUCCAAGUCGGGGAUAUCGAGCAGCACGGUAUCUCCUCGGCCAUACGUCAGCAAAAUUGGUAUUCUGCCAAGCAGUCUCCCGAACUACCACAAGGACUUUUGGGAGCGCCAGAAGACUGGACGGGAGCAAGUCACCCCUUCAGAAACAACAGGUAUCGAAGAGCCCCCUUCAUCAAGAACAGAUGCAGAGAGGCAAGAAAUGGCACGCCGUCUAAAGCCUCACUCUCGAAGCCAGCUGCGUAUCGAAGAGGCCGCUGUCAAGCGGCCUCAGGGGCUAACGCCCGUGAGCACCCAAAAGAAAACCAAGCCUGUGAGGUGGCAGUUUGGCAUCCGAUCGCGUAAUGCGCCUUGGGAAGCCUUACUCACAAUUCACAAGGCUUUGCGUAAAUUGGGUGCAACGCAUGUACCUGAUGAAGAUUUCGACCCUAACCAGGGCAGAGGUAGUGAUGGUGGCCACAGUGGGCAGGGCAGCUUUGCCGAUUAUUAUGAUGGCAGAUCUGCUGGUGGUCGUUCGACUACAAGCCUCGACCCUACUCAAAGAUACAAGCUCCCCGCCGACCCUUGGCACAUCAAAGUUAGGUGGGACGCUUCAACAAUCCAAAAGAAGGUCCGCAAUUUGCCUGUGGGACCUGGGAAAGAUAUUGCUGGCAGCCCAGAUAGCUACCAACUCUCCACGGCAGAAGGCGGCCCGCCGAAACCCUUUGUUGCCAUGCAUUUAGAUAUCCAGAUUUAUGAAAUGGAGCAGGGGGUCUACCUGGUCGAUUUCAAGUGCUCAGGCUACGAGACGGCCCAUGGCAAGAUGCUAGAGGAGAAGGAGGUUACCAGUCCAUAUCCCUUCCUGGAUAUGGCAGCGAAACUUAUCAUGCAGCUCGCCGAGGCAGGCUAA